Messenger RNA from Corvus hawaiiensis (hawaiian crow), 967 nucleotides. RefSeq names its product keratin-associated protein 4-12-like. NCBI's taxonomy places the organism in Eukaryota, Metazoa, Chordata, Aves, Passeriformes, Corvidae. The transcript has 2 exons. Bases 152 to 619 code for a protein of 155 amino acids. The record is from RefSeq and is a predicted model, not a curated record.
CCCGCAUUUCCGGAGCUGACGCCACUCCGGUGGUAUAAAAGGUUUGGAUUUGGAGGCUCUCGCCAGUUCCUUUGGCUUCUCCGUCGCUCGCCAGGACCGGUGACCCGCUUCUUCUCCCAGCUCUUACCCGCUGCCCCAGCGCCUCCCCAGGAUGUCGUACUACUACGAGCAGUGCAAGCAGCCCUGCCUGCCGCCGCCCAUCUGCCUGCAGAAGUGCGCCAAGUGCGUGGAGCCCUGCGCCACGAAGUGCGUCGAGGUCUGCCAGGCCCCCUGCGCCACCAGCUGUGCCACCAGCUGUGCCACCCAGUGCGUGGAGCCCUGUGCCACCCAGUGCGCCACCAGCUGCGCCCCGCAAUGCGUGGACGUCUGCGCCCCGCAGUGCGUGGACGUCUGCGCCAAGCCCUGUGCCACCCAGUGCGUCGAGGUCUGCGCCCCGCAGUGCGUGGACGUCUGCGCCCCGCAGUGCCCCGCCCAGUGCCCCGCCCAGUGCCCGGAGCCCUGUGCCCCCCAAUGCGUCACCAAGUGCGUGGAGCAGUGCCAGACCGAGGAGUGCAGCACCAAGUGCGUGGAGUCGUGCGAGGCCGUGUGCCUGGAGCCCGUCUGCUCCCGCCCCUGCUGAUCCUGAUCUGGGCCUGACCCCGGUGACCCGUCGAAUCCGCGGGGUCCGGGAUGGAAAACACGGCGCGGACGCAUCGGCAACGCAACGAGACCUCUUGUGAUUAUCCCACGUUUUCUUCGCCUUGGAAAAUGUUUUCUCUCUGAGUGUUUCCUGUGUUUUCACUUCUUCUCCUGCUGCGCCGGCGUUUUUCCGUGGGCAUUCCCGAUAUUUUAACGUUGGGAAUCUCGGGAAGUGCUGUCAGCAGCUGGUGGUGGAAGACGUCGACGCUUUUCCUCUUCCCUUUUCCUCUUGCCUCUUCUCCGUCUUGUAAAUUCUCUAUGCAGCAAUAAAAAUUGACCGUUGAUGGCA